Pocillopora meandrina is the source of this 21303-nucleotide messenger RNA. NCBI's taxonomy places the organism in Eukaryota, Metazoa, Cnidaria, Anthozoa, Scleractinia, Pocilloporidae. The record is from the annotation of a GenBank genome assembly.
AUGGCAGUAUACUUUGAUCAUAAAAUUCAGGCCCCUUCAGUGGCAAUACAGACUGAUAUAGCAUGGCACAACAAUUAUUCUCUUUUGGCAGUUGCUUCGAAAAAUGAACCAGAUAUGGGAGGCUCUGUUAACUUCUAUCUUGAUGAGGUACGUAGCUGAAUGACACAGUUCAGUUAAUAACUCGAUCAUGAUGAAAUUAAUCCCUUUGUGUAAAUAAUAGAGAUUGAGUCACCUUCGACUCGUCUUACUAUGCUUUGAUCUCAGUCAUAGCCUGCCAACUGUCUUAGAGACGAUGGUGUGAGAUAUUUGUCCUCAGAAUAGCAUCAUUUUUGUAGAAAACCCACUCAUAUUUGGAGACAUGAGGGCUAAAAGGUGGUCAAGAGAGAAAAAAGAAUUGGGGGGAAGGGGGGAGGGGGGUGAAUUUAGGACCUUGUUAUUUCUGCCUUCACCAGGGCUGUCGCUAAGAGUUGGUAACUGUCAUACUUCUGGCUAAUCUGCCAUCUUGUUGAAAUUCCACUGAGAAUAUUUGUUCAACAGCUAGUUCCCACUUUUUAGCAGAAGUUAAUGUAUAGUCUAGCACUUAAAGGUUUAGAUAUAAAAAUCAAUUCUGGGUUCAGAAUUUGCUUAAAGGUUUCUUCUCACUUCACUAUUAAACAUAUUGGCAACCCUGCCCAUCCUCUUUUUUAAUUGUCUCCAAAACCUGAGCGCUUGAAAUGGACUUCAUCUGACUUGGUUAAGGUGAAUUUGUAGUUUUGACUGUGAUGUUGUCUUCUGUUUUCAUAUCUAUAAUUGCCUACAGGGAGAGCUAGUUGAAGAAUCCUCAAUUCAACGGUCCAGUGUAGUAACAGCUAUUGUGUGGCAUCCUGUUAGAAAGAUACUAGCAAUUGGCUGGCAGAGUGGGGAUGUGCUGAUGUGGAAUGAACAUGAUCGUGAAUUACACGAGGCUUCAUCCAUUCAUCAGUCAGCAGUUCGAGUUAUUCAGUGGAGUAAUAAUGGAAACAGACUUGUUACUACUGAUGAGGUUACCUUUUAUUGAGAAUUUAAUAUAUUGUCUUGUAUUAGCCUAGAAUUUUCUUGAUCAUGCAUGAUAUUUCACAUCUCUUUUCACAAGCUGUAUGGUAUUUCUGUAGACUAGAACACCUGAAACACAGUGUAUUAAAAGAAAUGAUUCAAAUGUGUAAUUUUUAAAUAUUUCAUUGAAGAAUGGGAUUUUGGCUGUGUGGAAAGCAGAUCAAAGGGGGAGACUACAGCAAUCACCAUUAUAUCAACAUGAUGCCUCCUCGCCUAUUACAGCUUGCGUCUUCAAGCCACCACUAGCAUCUGACUAGUGAGUAUAAAAAGAAUUUGAUUUUGAACUUUUGAAACCCAUCAUGUUAAGGGAUUUCAGGGGUUAGGAAGUAGGCAUCAGACUUUGCAAAGUAGGUGACUGUGAAAAGUUCUUUUAGGGCUAAAAGGUGAUUUUUUUUACCAGAGUAUUCAAGGACUUGUUAUCAAGUAGCCUGCAGAAUUUUUUCAGUCACAGGCUUGUUUUGAUGAAUGAUGAAUUUCCCAGGAAAAAAGGAGUCCAGGUUGAAAUAAUUUAACCCUUUAACUCCCAGAUCAAAUUUGUACUUCUCCUUACUGUCAACCAUACAAUUCUUGUAAUGUUAGUACAGAGAAUUUAGUAUUGGAUCAACUAAUUAUCCCCAAACUGAUAUUUUUCUUUAUUCUCAUCACUUAUCUGGUUGAUAUUGUAUUGAUAUUGUAAGGAGAAAUUCUUGAUCACUCAUAGGAGUUAAAGGGAUAAUUCUAGCUUGAUUUGUAAUUUUCUUUGAAGAAUUGCCAUGCUUUACAUGGGACUAAAGGAAAUACAAAUUAUGAAAUAAAUUUUACAAUGUUUUGGCCCAAAUUCCUUUUAAACUCCAUUACAUAUGCUAUUAAUAAUAUUUUCUCUCAUCAGUGCUUUAAACUUACUUUAGAUGGUUUUGGUGAAGAGUUAUCAUAAUAUACUAGUUUUUGCCUUUUUCUUUUGACUAGAUUGAACAACAGGUCUCUCUUUUGAUAAAAUUUAUUGCUGUUGUUAAUGGUAUUUAGUCACUGAAAGCAAAGUAUUUUUUACAGUGACAUAUCUAGUUUGGCAAAAGCAGCAGUUGCGGGAGACGAGUCUGCUUUGGACAUGUUAAGUUGGAGGAAGGGUAACAAAAACAUAACAAAUACAGCCUCAACUGAUUAUUCCUUCUUUUUUGGUGUGGUGGAUGGUGAGUACUCUUUUGACUUUGCUAUACAUUGAGGUUAAAAAUGGCAAGUGGUUAGAUGUUUAACUCUUUAACUUUCAGAAGUGAUUAACAAGUAACUUCUCCCUUUAAUAUCCAUACACUAUUCAGCAAACAGGUAACAAGCAUACUGAAAUUCAUCGAGAAGAAGCUGUUAUCUUGAUCCAACUCCAAGUUCUCAUAACUAAUUUACAAAAAAAUGUAUAGCAGCUAGUUAUUUAACCCUGUAAAUCCCAGAUCAAAUUUGUAAUUCUCCUUACAGACAAACAUACAAUUCUCAUGAUGUUAGUUCUGAGAAUUUAGCAUUGGAUCAACUAAUUAUCCCCAAAUUGAUAUUUUUCUUCAUUCUCAUCCCUCAUGUGGUUGAUAUUGUAUUGAUAUUGUAAUGAGAAAUUCUGUCUUGGUCAGUCAUGGGAGUUAAAGGGUUAAAUGGUUGAAAAAUAUGGGAUAGAACUGUUAAUGCUGUGUUUAGGCUUUGAUGUGUGUCUCAACAGCUCUUAAUUGGCAUACACAUACUCCUGUUAAGCUGGAAACUCUUUCGAGCAAACACUUAUGACAAGGGAGUGCUUGUUUGUCAGCCAUGUAUUUAUUUUGUUGUACAUUCUGAUUGCAGGUUCAGUGUAUUUUGUUGAUGACAAGGGUCGUUGCACACGGUGCUUCACAGCAGAGGGUGCUGUAAAGUUCUUGUUGUACAGUGAGGGAAGAGACAUGAUUGUGGUGGUUACUGAGGGUUUGAUUCUUUCACAACACAGAGUGGCUCAUGAUGGUACCACAUCAGAAGUUGCUAAGGUUAGAGUCAUGAAUUCAAAGGAAUGCAUAUACAUAAGCCUUCUUAUCCAAAUCCUAUCAGUGCAUAUUUCUCAAUACUUUCCCUAAAACAGGACUACAAGCUCAAAUUUUUCCAUGGUGCUAUCUCAUCUGGAAACCUAAAAUCCUGACAUGGUCCCUUGAAACAAAUGAUUUGGUACAAAAUGAGAAUAUGGAAAAAAGGGGAGAAGGAAAUUUUCUGCAAUUUAACUUUAGACCCUAAGCAUUAUUGUGUUACUCUUUUAAACCCUAAAAGUGGUUAGAAUCUAAUUUCUCCCCACUAUGUCACCCCUAGAUCAACCAUUAAGGUUACAAGAAUAAAAGAAAUGAUCACCAACAAAAGCAGCUCUUAAUUAUUAAACAAAUUCUCCUUGUCAGCACCAUGGAAAAUGUAUAAAAAACAGUAUUGAGAAUAUGUAUACUGAUGUGAGGGUGUAAAAGAUUUAAAACUUUACAACUUGCAGCAUAAGUGCCAAACAUUGAUUGUCAAAUUGGCAACUUUGCUGCAAAUUUAGUUCCCAAAAUAUUUUUUGUCUCACUAUGACGACCAAAACAGUUGCUUAGUACUUACUGGUAGGUGGUCUGUUUUGUGAUACUCCUGUUAUUCAAUAAAGUUUAGAUAUAUCUUUUAUCAUAUUCAUCAGAUGCAUUUUUUACUUUUAUUAGGUAAAACUUAGUGGACAAUCUGGUAAAAGCCAAAUAAUCUGGGCAGGAAGACAGGUGUUGGCGACAGCAUCAGGAGAAAAUGUUGUCAGGUAAAAUUGUAUAAUAAAAUAUUGCUUGCAUUAUCAUAUAUUAUUACCAGUAAAAUAUUGCUUAAUAUUAACUUGUUUGAACCUUCAAUAUUCAUAUUAAAGGGGUGCUCUUUAUGUGUGCAUGUGUUUCAGUAACAAACACUGAAUACACAUUUUUAGCAUCUAACAUUUGUAAUCAAGUAAUUUAACAUUCUCCUGAAAGUGGGAAACUGUACUAAUUGUGUGGUUCUUUCAUGUAGAAUGUGGAAUCUCGAGCAGAAUGACAACUAUGUCCUUUCAGUUGAUGGUAGUGGCUUUGAACCUGGUGAGGUGGUCAACUGCAUAUCAUUUAACAAGGUUAAAGGUAAGACUCGUAAAACAUCUACUGGUGUUGUCAAACAUCAAAACUGUACAGGAUGAAGAAUUUAAUCCUUUCACUUACAAGAUCUCCAUAGUAAUUCUCCUUACUUUCUAUCAUAUAACUCUUAUUAUGUGAGUUUGGAGAAUUUUUUAUUGAAUCAACUAAUAAUCCCCUAAUUGAUAUUUUUUUUUAUUCUCAUCACUUGUCUGCUUGUAUUCAUAUUGUAAGGAGAAAGUGUGUCUUUGUCUCUCAGUGGAGUCAAAGGAGUAAGUCAUACCAAUAUCAUGUCCACCUUUACUUCCGUCAGUAUUCUCUUACCUCAGGCAGUAACUAGUAAAAUUUACCACCAAUAGUACAACUUACUCGUUACUAUAUAAAAUCACUUGGAUUACUUGAAAAUUCAACCAGUUAAAGGAUUGCAUUACCAGUUUUAAUUUUACCUGUCUUGCUUAAAAUAAGGGAGACCACUGUAUGUUUUAUUUAAUUAGGUAUUCUGGCUGGUGGAACAAACAAAGGAAAGGUAGCAAUGUGGAAACAUGUGGUUACUAAACCUCAAAAGAAAAAGCUUGAAGGACAGGAAAAAUGGGAGCUUCAAUCGCCAGCUGUUUUAGAGGGAGAAACACAGUUGUCCCAGAUACAGGUGAGAAAAAUACAACCUUAGAUCAGAGACAGGUUUUUGCUAUUGAUACUUUGGUUGCACUGUAUUAUAAAAAUGUCCAGCUCUGCAAUUUUUCUGUGGGCUGCCCUUGCAAAGUUUGUUUGGGUGGUUGUAACUGCCCUCACCAGUUUAACUUUUCUUGUUUCUGAAAUACCUUUGAAAUACUACAUAAAUUUUUCAUACACAUUACUCUAUUGUGGAUUGAAUUUUACUUGAUCUUUCCUGUGUGGACAUUUCCAGGAAAUAUGUCCUAAUUAAGAUGAUUCAGUUUUAUAAACUGAGUUGUUAAUGUGAAUUGGCCAUUAUAGAGAGUUUCUAAAGGUGAUAUUUCAAGCAUUAGCCCUUUGUUAGAUCAAUUUUGCAAUACCCUCCACAAAUGCAGCAACACAGUAUCUUUAGAAUUUUACCUCCCUUCAUGCACUAAUCUCCAUGUCAGAGUGCAUGUAAAAUACAAGAUGACCACAAUAUUUCAUGUUGUCAUUUUUUUGUUUUUCAGUGGGGUGGUAACAAGAGUCUUCUUGCAGUAAAUACAGGGGAAACUGUCAUUAUUUUGAAUGAACAAGUUAUGAAUGCUCAUUAUAAUCUUGAGGUGAGUGAUUCUCUAAGCUCUGCAAUUGUAAGCAUUUCAUAUACACAUGUUUAUUGUGUCCUUUGUAAAUAUGAAUUUGAAUCACAGUUGAAGUGAACUCCUAACUCAAGUACAUGAUGGAAUUUUGCAAUUAUGAUACUAUGUUAAUUUCUCUGUGUGUGUUACCGUGCUGUUCUUUCAAAUAUCACUACAUGGCAAAGAUUGUAAAUGUUUUCAUUUGGCAAAUACGUCACUAUUCCUGAUUUGUUCAUUCCUGUUGUAGCUUGCAGCAGUUCAAGUUUCACCAAGUCAGCUGGCUAUUGAAAAUUUUACAACUGGUUACUGUCAAGACCUUAAGACAGACAUUCACAUCAAGGGGGUAUUUGUGACAAAGGUGAGUUAUCAUGGAUGUUAAAUAACUAACAGGUAAAAUGUGCUUAAAUUUUAAUCUACCCCACGCAAUCUCUUUGAUUAUAAGAUUUUCAUUGUUUGUAUCAAAUUUGAAAGGUAUUAAAGGGCAGUGAAUGUUAAUGCCAAAAUUUUGCCAACAUAAUCUUAGGGUUUUAUUUUAAGUAUCAGUAACUGAGUUUUCAUGUUUUUUUAAAAAAAAGUGUGAUUAUUGGUUUUAGUUUUAUCAACUGAGGUGAUAAAUGUAUAUUGGCCGUUGUAAAGAGUUUUUAAAGCUAACAUCUUUAGCCUUAGUCCUGAUGAAUUCUGAGAUGCUGAUGAUAGUUAAAUGUAAACCUCAUUAAAUUCCAAAGAAUGUAAUUGUAGUAAUUGAAAUAAUGAUGGUGCUGACAUGAGCUAUUGAAUGUUUGUUAAAUUAGAGUCACACAGCGAUAUGGAAUGGUAAAAAAGUUGUAGUUUAUGAGGUGGCAAGUGACAAGAGUUUGGUCAGAGCAGAAGGUAUAGUGGUGUUUCUUUUGCCCUCUUUUGUUUCACUUAACACUUUUGUUUCAAUAUAAGAAAGCUUCUCAAAGUUUGACAUUUUUAUCUGAACAGCGAUGCUUUUAUAAAACAUCACUGAACUCGUUCUUUUCUUUCUAGGUUCUUUUAACUCAGAUUCUGCUGUUGUUGUGGUUCAUGAACAGAGUGUUUAUACAAUAGAACCAGGGAAGAUUCAUGUUAGGACUUUUCAGGUAUGACAUGUAAAUCUGGGCUCAGGUGUAUAAAGGGCAGAUAACACUAUCCAGUGGACAAGAGAUAACAAAAUGUAAAGGGUUAUCCACCAGAUAGAGUUUUAUCUAGUGGAUAGCACUAUCCAACCUUCCAACAACCAAAGCCCAAUUGAUAGUGUCUUGGUGAAACAAUGACCCUACUAGUAGUUUCAGUACAGACAAGUGUCUUGACUUAAGAUGCAUACAUAUGUUAGGGUGUAAAUGGUUAAGAUUUGAGACACUUGAUCAAAAUGUGCUCUUUUCAGUAUUUCCUGGAUUCCUGUAUCAUGUGUGCUUGUCCGUUUUUUUUUACUUUGCAACAAUGGCUAUGAUCAAUAUGAUGUGCUCCCAUUGCAUUUUGUCUUGACUAUUGUUCUAUGUGUUGGCAGGGAACAGUCAAACAGAUUCUGCAGUUUCCUGAAGCAGAAGGUGACCCCAUUCUUUUAGAUGUGUGUGGAAAUUUUCUUGUGGCUGGCACUUCAUUGGGUUAUGUCAAGGUCUGGGAUUUGUCAAGAAGGUAUGAAUUUCAAACAAAACUGGCACUACAUGAUUGAUUUGUAAUGUGACUUGUAUGGUAGUUUCUUCUUCCAAAUGGCCAGCCCAUCUUAGUUACAUGUACCACAUAGGGUUCUUUUGUAAGAAUCACAGUUCUUAGACACCCCAUUCAUGCUACAAGUGUAUACUUGCAAAUUAAAACAAGUGGGAGGUAUUCCUCUUCAGAGUUCAUUCUAGGUUCCAGUCCUCAUUGUCAUGUUCGAUUGUUAGUGUCCAGGCCAUCACAUCCUUUCCCCCCUCAUUUUUAUGAGCUCCCCAGUCAAGCCCUAACAAAAUUUAUUCAGUUCAUUCAGAGGGUUAAUUGUAUUUUGCCUAAAAUUUAUCUGCAUCAUCUACAUGUGGGUAAAAUAUAUUGAAAGACUAUUUUUAAAAAAAAAAAAAUCUGUAGGGAAGCCAAACAGCACUGCAAUCCCAAGUCUCUUGAAGAAAGUAUAGCUGGGAUUGGCAAACUGAAAUCCAUCAGAUGUAACUGUAAUGGCACAAAAGUCAGCAUCAUGUGUGAUAAGGUGAGAUGACCCAAAUUUUCUUACUUUGAUAAUUUGUCUUUUUGCUCCCUGAGCAAUAAAAGGAUUUACAGUCUUCUUGUCUACACUGUUUGGACUUACAACUUGACCUCAUACAAGACCAAUGAGUUCACGGCACCUUUGAUUAAUAUUCAUAAGCAAAAUUAUCUGAACAUUGUCGUGGACAUCGUUAAUGACCUGAAAGAUCUUCCUUUUGGUGGAAGUUUGUAAACAAAAAAAUCUGUUCUUAUUAUUCAAUUAAUGCAUCUUGGCUUGCUUGUUCCAGGCAAAUAACUCUCCUGAUAGUAGAAUUUAUGUGUGGGACAUAGAACUCGAUGCUUUUCAAUCAUUUGACUUCGCCACGGGCCAAGGAACUGGAGCGGACGAAGGUGAUAAAGAAAGCACUGAUCUCACGAAUAGGGAGCAGCUGGCUGCGGAAAUUGCAGGAAGGAGACCGGCGUCUAUGUUCUGGGAUCCCUCAGAACCCAAGUUGUUAGUCUGUGAGGCUGCGCACAUUCCAGGAAUGGUACACGAAGCAACAAGUAACAAAUCGUCCUCAAAGAAGCCUGUAAAUGCGACAGCUGCCGAUGCCAGUAGAGAGGUUGGUACAUUAUUCAUCCAGAGCUUCUCUUUUUGGCUGAAAGACAGAAAAAUAAAAAACAAUUACUAUAAAUCCACUAGAAAGCUUUCCCAAAUGCUGCAGUCUGAUUGGCUUCGGUACUCGCUAUAUAUUUAACAAUUAGAUUAUUAGUUCGGGAUUUCUAUCACGCAUAGAAAUCGAGGGCGUAUAAUCAAAUUGUCUCAGUACAAAUCUAUUAGUCGUUCAAAAUUUAACGAGACAGGCUCAUGUUUUUAUCUUACUUUGUUUACAGCCGUACUCUGUUAGGCCUCUUACUUUACUCAGUAUCUACAUGUAUCAUGGAAUAAAUUACAGCUGCGUAGUCAAUCAGAUUUCAGCUUUUGUGUUAAAACGCGAGUAAAUUUAUAUUAGUCCGUGAUGGAUAGCGAAUAAAGAGAGUAGCACUCGGUGUGACCUAUUGAUAUCGUUGUUUUCAAAAGAGAAGUAUAAUCGUUUGUCUCACGACGUUUCUACUACUGCAUACUGCUAGUCCUCUUCAGGCGAUGAGGGCGACUGGUAUCCUUAUGUAGUAAAAGUACGAGCCUUUCUUGUUGCUGAGUUUUGAACGACUUGUAGAAAUAUACUUAAACAAUGAGAUAGUUCGCUCGUAUUCUAAUGAUCCCUCCUGAUUGGCAGUCAACAUUCUACAGUCCCCCUUUUGUGUUCUGUCAACGACGACCAAUCCCCCCUCGUUCCCCCUGAUAACCAUGUGAUCCCUCCCCUAAAUCCUGCAACCCUCCCUCCCCCACCCCCUCCUCCCCGACUGGUCCCUCAGAAUUGGCUCUAAUGAAACAAAGAUGAUGAUGAUGUUUUUACUUUCCUCUCAACAGAGUGAUGUAUUGGUGAUAUCACUGUUCAGUACUCCAGAGAACGGCAUCUUGCUACAGGACUUCUUCCCUAUUGACUCAGCCUACUUCAGUAAGUUCUGCUCCAUUGCCAUUCAAAGGUUUUAAAAUCUUUUUGCUUAUUUGUUUGUUUCUCAGUAUUUGCAAAUUCAUGGAUUCUGAGGUUAAAUUCUUUUUCCAGGUUUACUAGGAGUACAAGUGCCCUACUUCUACCUAGUUAAGGUUGGUUUCGACGAUUUUUCUUGGAACAGUUUUCUUGAGUCGUCAAACUUUUGCUAUAUAAUUGUUCUGAAAAUGAUUCUCUGAGAACGCCUGUAGCUGUUUUUCAACGUCUUCUACUAAUCGUUUUAGUUGCUUCUGAUUGGUUAAGAGGCUAGCGUGGGUUUUCUAUACCAAUCAUAGAACUUAGUAAUGCUAAACCCUCGGCGGAUGACUUUCAGAACUGGACUGAAAACUGCGCUACUAAUUGAGGGAAGUUUUUCUUGGGACAAAGUAAUCUUUUAGGUACCUUGCAACAAGAUUUUUAAUACCCACCAGUUAUUUCCCCAUUGUAAUAAAGAAUGAUAAACGCUUUCUUUUUGCGCUGACAAUGCGCUGAGUCAAAUCUGACGCCUUUUAACGUCAAUUAUACUUUUUAUCUUCUGUUCUAUUUUGCGUUCAAUGAAAUAAGAUUCUGCUGUCAGUACUCAGUUUUUUGAUCAUUUGUUGAACCAACAGAGCAGCGAGUUGGAAAGUGCCCCACCCCCAGACCCACCGUCGUAUGGAGCGACGAACAUUCCUCUCCCUGAUAAACACCACAUGGUGAUCAAACACACCAUGAGAGAUUUCAUCGGACUGGAGAAGGCUGAUGCUGAGGCUAGACAGGCUAUGAUGAAUUUUAGCUACCUUUCCGCCAUUGGAAACAUGGAUGAAGCGUUCAAAGCGAUCAAAUUAAUCAAAAGGUUGGAGUAAUAUUUUUGAUGGCAUAUUCACGAAACUAUACGUGAAAACACCAAGUACAAGACUACGGGUCCAACUUUCUACCCCACCACACCCUUUCCCCCCUUCUUGCCUAACCGCCAACCCUCUAGUGGAGGUUUGUUUCUAUCCCCAAUCACCCCUGAUGCUAGGAGUCGAAGAUGGCGGAGAUGCUUCUUCGCGAAGGAUUACUUAAAAGUUCCCUUGCUGAAAAUACUCAUGCAAUGAUCACAUACAGUUUACGCAAAAAUUUUCAUCAUCCUGCACGUUUGCAGCAAGUGUGAGGCGAAGGGUACAGUUUUUUACAGAGCCAGAAAUGAAGGAAUUGCUCCAAGAAUGGAUAUUUCUUUUUUGUUACAGCGAAUCAGUUUGGGAAAACAUGGCUCGCAUGUGUGUGAAGACGAAGCGGUUGGACGUGGCCACUGUGUGUUUAGGCAACAUGGGAAACGCUAGAGCCGCUAGAGCGCUGAGGGAGGCACAGCAAGAACCUGAAUUGGACGCUAGAGUUGCAUGUUUGGCCAUACAACUCAGCAUGAGCGUAAGUUGAAUGCUGACAGUCAUUUUAAGCUUUUCCCGCCAGGUGUAGUUUCCUCGAGCAAAAAGUACACCGAACGAACUUGGUAGAGCUACAACACUGCUUAUCUCGGUGCUCAUUACAUGGUCUAAACAUAAUCCCUACUUAUCUCUUCUCUAAAACAGGAAGAAGCAGAGAAACUUUUGAAGAACUCUUCACGUUACGACUUGCUAAACAAGUUUUACCAAGCAUCAAAUCAGUGGACAAAGGUUAGAAAACUUGACAACCUCUUUCCCAAAGGUGACUCUUCUUCCCUCUCUCUGGAAACGAGGUUGAAAAACCGAAGUCGUGGAUUUAUAAAAUUUGUUUCUUUCGACCAAGUUUAAGAUGUUUGCUCCGCUUCCUUGUUUUACUCUCGUUAUAAAAUGUAAAAACUUGUUUCGUUAGGCAAUCGAAGUUGCUGAGCUUCACGAUCGCAUUCACCUCAGAACGACUUACUACAACUACGCCAAACACCUAGAAUCUACAGGGAAUAUAUCAGCGGCUAUUGUCAAGUGAGUUGAUCUCAAGGAGAACAAAAUUUCUCUGCAAGUGCAAACAAACCUGAUUUUGUUUCGUAGUUUUUCGUUUUAGCUUUGUUACAUGACAAAGAUGUUAAUCUCAAAAGCAACGGUCCAGAUUUAACGCCUCGAGUUUAACCCUCUAACUCCUAAGAUCUAAUUGCUAAUUCUCCCCUCCAGCUACUCCACACUUCCAUGUAAAUCAGCUACGAGAAUUAGGCGUUAGAUCAAGAUAAAACUUCCACCUGAUAAGUUUGGGUAUUCUCUUUACCUGUUUGCUGGAUAAUUUAAGGAUAUUAUAGGGAGAAGUUACAUAUGAAUCAAUUCUUGGAGUCGAAGGGUUAUGGUAGCCUCCUGUCUCCCAACCUAUUUACCACAUUAGCCACAAAUCGGUUUUCUUAUUUUCGUGUUUUUGACUCUGCCUUUUAGUUUUGAAAAAGCAGACACACACCGGUUUGAAGUACCUAGAAUGCUUUUGGAGGAACCUCAACAAUUAGAAGCCUAUAUCCUGAAGACGAAGGACAAGUAUGUGAUUUUGUUUUUUUUUUUUUUUUUUUGAGUUUGAUGGAGAAAGUCAUUUUUGUUUUCAAUUAAAGCAAAUUUACCUCACAAACAGAAUUUGUGAAAACGUGCUUCUAGCCUGUAGAACAGGCGUAGUUUUGGCGAGCGAGCGCUCAGAAUUUUCUUGGUGAAAACUAUAGCUACCAUCGUUGAUUUUUACGGCUGCAGAAGGCUGGGGAGAGAUAGAAAUUUGUAUUAAGGUUGGGACGGUCAAAAUGAAGGAGAGGGAAGGGGUGCGGAUCGAGCAAACGGACGAGAAAACGGUUGCGAGUUUGUAACGUUAGAAACUUGCCCGACUAAGACGCCUGCACUGCAGGCUAACCUGUUUCGAGCAGGAUCGACUUUAGAGGCAAUUUUCCCGUUGUUGGCUCAAUGACUUUGCACCAAACGAAGGCGUUCACUUGUUGUGUUCACCAAACCUUUCUUUCAGGGAGUUGCGUAAAUGGUGGGCGCAGUACAUGGAGAGCACAAGUGAAAUGGAAACAGCGCUUCAGUUCUAUGAAGCUGCACGUGACAACUUGUCACUGGUUAGAGUCUACUGUUACUGCGGCAACCUAGAAAAGGUACAGAAACACUUGUUGUGAAGUAAGAGUGUCUUACGAAUUUCGGAGCAAUUUUCGUUUGGUCCAGGAAACUGGAGCCAGCUUCUUAACCAAUGAAAUGCAAAACUGAAACCAAUCACGUCUUAGUCACUCGCGUUUUUCCGCGCUUCAAGCAGGUUGCCUGUUUUCGCUUUGAGUUCCCAUUAGUUAAUGAUGAUGUCAACUCUUGUUUUGAGGACCCUUCUGUAAACCACUUCGUGACGUUGGCAUCCUCAUUAAAGAUUACUAUUAUUAUUAUUGAUUGCUAGUUGGGAUCACUGUGGUUUGGUUUCUCCACACUCAUUUGAAAACUGCUCCAAAUGACCAAUUCUGGUAAACAAAAAUUUUUUUCUUAAGGGAAACUGUGACCGAUUUUUUAUUUGUUUUCCGUCCUUAAAAACUAUCGUUUAGUAUUUAAUUAGUAGUUUGUUAGAGAAGACGAGCGCCACAGAGGCAAGAAUAAACCAAUAGGAAACUAAGAUCAUUAAGGAUGGAGAAUAUUGACGCAGAUUUCUAAGCAAAUAUUGUGAUGUGACUCCUUUGACCGGUGGAAAGAAUUGCCGGAGCCGUCACUCUCUGUACGUAUGUUUUCCCGCGUUAACGCUGGUUACAUGAUAGGUUUGGGAUUUUGAUUGGCUAAGUGGUUUAAAGCGUAACCAAUCGUCGUUCGGUGUUGGCAACUUUUCCUGCAGUUUUUGGAAGGGUCGAUGUUUCAUUUUAGGAUGGGUCUUAUAGGUGUGCAACCAUGUGUCAAAGCAUCAUUAAUCACAAGUAUUUAACACUAACACCAAGACACCUCUCCCCAGGCUGCGGAAAUCUGCAACGAAACAGGCGACAGAGCGGCUUCGUAUCACCUUGCAAGACAAUUUGAAAACCAGGUUAGUGGAAGCUGAUAAGAGUCAAAAUAUCUUAACUGAAAAAAGUAUCUUAAUCACCAAGAAAAAGAUAUUUAGAGUUGUAAUAUCUGAUUUAUUAUUUUCUUUUCAGGAGAAAAUUAAGGAGGCUAUCCACUUCUACACGCGUGCUCAGUGCUAUAGCAACGCGAUACGACUUGCGAAGGUGACACUUUUAAAACGUCUUGUAAAUGACAAAAAAAAGGGAUUGAAAUAAAUGGACCACGACAUUUUUGAACACUUAGGGACGAGUCAUAUUAUUCGCUAGGGGGAGGGGUCGGUAGAUUUUUUUUUUUUGAGGGGGGGGUUUAGGAGGAACGGAGGGGGAUGAGUCGUCGCCAACAUAAUAUCAAGGGGGGGACUAUAGAAAAUUAACUGUUCGUGAGGGGGGUAAAUUUUAUCGUGACACAACCAAAUUCUCCGCUCCCCCCCCACCCCCCAAUCCCAGACGAUGAACAAUGACCGGUCCCCAAGAGGCAACUAUUCUGUUAAUGCCUCAGUGACUCCGCAACAAAGAGAGAUGACCAGUUGUAAUGGCGAACGGUUGACUCAUGCUCAUUUAAUUUUUCAGGAACAUGGAAUGGAUAAUGAACUGAUGAAUCUGGCGCUACUUAGCUCUCCGCAAGACAUGCUGGAUGUAGCAAGGUUAGAUAUAUAGUUUUAUCAGAGAUACAUCUCAGAACCUUGAACUGUAACAGCUUCUUUAGCAGGCGCUUUUUGUGCUGUUCGCCCCCAGUCUCCUCCGAGCCUUGAUUGGUCUUUUCACGCAAUAAGCUCCCUCUCUCUCUCCCUCCCGUGUUGCGUGACGGCAAAGGAUGCUGUUUGUUAUCAGAAGUCCCUUCUUCAGUUCUAUAGCGAACCUAUAACCUCGAUUUUCGCAAGGUUCUAAAACUGAAACAAGGAUUUUGUCACAGAUUGGUGAUGCCAAAUCUGCAUGCACUAGCUAUUUGGUUCGAAUCUCGACGAAUUUCACUUUCGCAAAUUCUCCUUCUAUGACAGCACAUACUAGAAUGUUCACGGAAGUAGCUUAAAGUAAUUCCACGCUUGCACACGGUUUCCUGGUUGAAUAUCCAGCGGCGGAAUAUCCAUUGACAACUUUGACGGAGCAUUAAGAAGAAUUUUAAUUAAAAUUAUCCUUUUACUGCCGGGUUAAAAUAUAAAUUUUUUUCGAAACGCCAGUUGUCCCGAAGAAUAGUUGAGAGCGGAAAAAAUUACUGUUCGUAAAAUUGUAGCAAAGCGAAGUUUUGAUACUCGAACCUUUAGGUUAUAGGCCCUGCACGCUUCCACUGCGCCGCUCUGCUAAACAUAUUUACAAUUGCGUGUCUGACGUAAAAAUGCUUCCUGUUUUGCCACCCGCAAUUUCUAAGAACGUGAAUGAAAUUAUUUCACACGUUAACCACAGUAUCUGUCAGUGGUUUGCCCGCUUUCUUAUAAGUGUGCCCAGCUUUCGUUCCAUUUCAGUGCAUUUCGGGACAAAAAGAAUAUGAAAGGUUAUGGAGAGAUCACAAGGUCGUUCUGCGGUUAUGACAAUUUUGUUAUGUAGAUUUACUGUGAUAUAAAUAUUUUUCAUGGUGAAGAAAAGCUUUAUAUUGGCAUGGGCAAAAUCGAGCUCUUAGGGUUACUAGGAUAGACAACAGCGCACUUUCUGUCGCUGAUUCUCGCGGAAGCUUACUAUGUCUCCAUGGAGCUCAGUUUUUUCCUCUUCCGUCAAGUUCGUUUCACUUUCUUGGUCUACGACGCACUGACGGUUAACAUUUUAAUGUCAUCCAAUUUUGUCUAUGUUUUUUUAAACGACAAAAAUGGGAGUUUUGAUGAGUGAAUCAUUCCAAAGCUUUUUAUAUUGCAAAGUGCCGCUUAGUUCCUGCUUCACGCUGUUAAAUGUUACAGAUUCAUCAGUAGAGGCCUCGAAUAAUCGUUUUCUAGGUGUAGGAUUAUUCAAAUUCUGUCUUGUUUUGGUUUUUACCGCGACUCUCAGAAAGCUAACAACGACAUGGAACAUGUACUUGUAAAAGGAAAAAAUUAUUAUGUGUUUUGGACAAAACUACUAGCAGAGCGAGGUUUUGAUCCUCGGACCUCUGGGUUAUGGGCCCAGCACGCUUCCACUGCGCCACUCUGCUGCGGUCGCGAAAUUACAGCAAAUUUUGUUUAUUUAAUGUGACGUUGUGAUGAAAGAGAUCGUAAUGUUGCAUCAUCCUCUGUUUGCAUAUUUUAUGCGGUAAUGCUAUUAUCACGUGAAUUGUCAGUGGAAGGAAAUAAAUUAAGAGUAAUACUGUUUUGCAUAUUAAUUAAAGUUCCUUGUGAGUGAAAGAGUUUAAGAUUAAAAAAAUUAUAAUUCGCGUUGCGGAAUCAUUAUAGUUAAGUUUUCUACAGUGGUUUGCUGUUGACGCGUUUAAUUCUUUCGAGAAAGGUCUGGGGCCUACAUUUUUUUUAGCUGAAAUUUUGUUCUGAAUUUUUUCUCUAUUUACAGAUACUAUGAGAACCAUCCCAACAUGCAAGAUAAGGCAGUUAUGCUAUAUCACAAGGUAUUGUUUAUCUAAAAAAUGUUGCCUCUCAAAGCAUUUAACCCAGGAUAAACAUUUACCAACGUUUUGGGGAAAAUCUUUCAGGCUUGAGAUAAAACGGCUUUUUCAAAACAAUCUAAGUUAUAGGAAUAUUGUUGUAGGAAACUGUGUAUUUCCUCUUUUUUGCAAGAAUAAAGAUAAAGGUAUAAUUUUUGUUCUUUUUGCGUUCUUUACGGCCCUUAGUUUGAGUAUAAUUUUCUCACAACUUUUGUUGUAUUGGACGAAAGUUUUCCCAUACUUACUGUAUAUCAGAAAUGCUUUGAUAUCUAUUGUGAUUGACACGCGUGCUUUUCGCAAAAUUGGUCGGUCGUAGCAAUAUAGUUUCUUGAUGUCACGACUUUCGAUCGCUUUUUUUUUUAGGGCGGAAAUGUCACCAAAGCGUUGGAUCUGUGCUUUGCAACUCAGCAGUUUGCGGCGCUACAAGUGAUAGCUGAGGACCUUGACGAGACUACGGACCCUCAGAUGCUUGACAAAUGCUCCAAGUUCUUUUUGGAACAUGAACAGUACGACAAAGCUGUUGAAUUGUUGGUUGUUGGCAAACAGGUAAUGCAGCACAGCCUUCGAUAUUCGGUGUGUCAGUCUUUUAUCGCGUUGCGUGAUACGUUAUAUUAAAGCGCUUUCUGAUUGAGUGUCGUUAAACCAAAACCAAAGCGAUGAUAACAGCCAAUCAUAGCAAGGAAAAUAUCACCAGGAGCCAAUGAGGACUCGCAGGAAAAACAAACUAACUGAAGCGCGGGAAAACGCGAGUGACCAGAUCGCUAUUGGUUCUAGUUUUUAAUCUGAUUGGUUAGGAAAGUGGCGCAAGUUUUCUGGACCAAUCACAUACCGAGUAAAGCAAGAACAAAGCAAUCCUACAAUACCUUCGACAACUGAAAACUGCUCUAAAGUUACAAUGAGAAAAAUUUACCGUCAAAAUGGCCCUAAACACUCGUCUUUUCGUAUCGUAAGAAAAAAAGGCAUUUUCGCUUUAAAAAAGGAAAGAAUUGAUAUUGGUCUCUUUUUGUCAGUUCUCAGAGGCAUUAGAUCUGUGCAUGAAUCAUAACGUUACAAUCACAGAGGAGCUGGCAGAGAAGAUGACGCUUCCUAAGGGCUCCGAUCCGGAGAUCAGAAACAAACUCUUAGAGAGGAUCGCUGACUGCUGCAUGCAUCAGAGAUCAUACCACUUAGCCACCAAGAAGUACACUCAAGCUGGCAACAAAAUCAAGGUCAGUGGGCACAAACAAAAGGGACUUGACUUGUUAAAGCAACACCUUUUCGGAGACAAAGCUAAGGUCUUGAAUUUUCGCCGCCUGAAUCGAUAGGGAAAUGCUGUGUGAAUUUAGAACGAACUAGCUGGUUGUCCCACCAAGCGAAGUUGGAAGAAUUGGACUUGCCCUUUCCCCGGCCCCGUUUGCUUCGGAGGUCUUUAAUAUGCCCUUAAUGUAUUUUACAACCAUUCUUAUUAUCGCAAUUAGUUAGGUUGGGUGGCUGAACUGGAGUGGUUUUUUUUUUUGGGGGGGGGGGUGGGGGGAAAGAAGGGGGUCCAGGUGGGGGUGUUGUUUUUUUUUUCAUAACGGAAUUUUCAUGUCGUCGUGAAGAAAGAUCGUUAGAGUAACACAGAAAAUUUGUCAUAGGACACUGUGCAAGAUUAUCACUGAAUAUGAGUAGCUUGAAACUUACAAUGACUUUUCUUUCGUCCUAGGCGAUGAAAUCUCUCUUAAAAUCCGGCGACACAGAGAAAAUCAUCUUCUUCGCUGGUGUCUCCAGACAGAAGGAAAUUUACGUAAUGGCUGCCAACUAUCUCCAGUCUCUAGACUGGCGCAAAGAUCCCGAGAUCAUGAAGAACAUUAUAGCUUUCUACACCAAAGGCCGAGCGCUCGAUUCGCUGGCAAGUUUUUACGACGCCUGUGCGCAGGUAUGUUUAUCGUGUUGUUCUCUUUUGUUGUCAUUGCCUCGGUACUCGCCUUAAUUUUUUUUCCUUUUGACUCUGUCAGUCGCUGUACAAAAAUGUUCAUUCUUACAACAUACGCUCUGUUACCUUCAAUAGUUUUUACGUAAAGCCCUCAAAACUUGAAACAAGAUCGAGAAUUGGUGCUGUGGUAUCGCUACUGUGGAAUGAGAUCCCAUGUACCCCCAAAAAAGGAACAUUCAAAGUCAAAAUACAAAACACUGUUUUUGAUGUAGAUUUAUUUAUUGAUGGACAUAAAUGAAAAGUAAGAGGUAAAAAGAAAAAAAAUGUGUAAUGUAAGAUUAUUAUUAAGAUGAUCAUUUUACAGUACAUCCCCUCAUUCUUUCCCUCCUUUUUCAAUUCUUAAAUAAUUUUUAAUUUUUUAAUUUUUUUUCUUGUUGUAUCGUAUUGUUUGUAAUUAGAUAUUUAUAGACUGGCUAGCGUACUUGUAGCGGUACCCUCCCCCGCCCCCGUUUCUCCCUGGGGGGAAGGGUAUGGGUACACGUUGGCUAUAAACUGGCCCGCGUAGACUAGUAUUGGCUAUCCACGGGCCAUUAAAAAAAUUGUAGAUAAUUCAGAAAUAAAAGUAUAAUGAAGGACUGUUGUUUUACUUUGUUUUGCUUUAGGUGGAAAUUGAUGAGUAUCAAAACUACGAUAAAGCUCUCGGGGCACUUACAGAAGCGUAUAAAUGUAUGGCGAAAGCCAAAACGAAAAACCCUACGGAUCAAGAAGAGAAGGUGGCUGUCCUGAAACAAAGAAUAGGUUUUCUAAAGAAAUUUGUACAGGCAAGAAGGUGAGAACGUCGUGUCAUAUCCUAUAAGGUGUAAAACACUCCUCAUUUUGACCUUUUCUACCAUCGUCUGGUUUGUUUUCCUCUUACGAUACGUCUUUCAAAGAGACGCAUUGAAAAGUUAUUUUAAGUUCUUUAAAAUUGAACGUAGCGGCGUGGCGGGCUGGGGAUAAUCACCCUUCUCCCCUCUCACUCUCGAUCAGUGUGCCUACUUUGUUCUCUUUGUCUUCUCAGAUAAGGACAAUAAACUGUAGGCACCGUCUCCUGUCUCUUCUUUGUACUGGUUAGCAGGGGACGAUUAAGAGCCAACGCACUUUGCAAAGUCUAGGAGGGAACGUAGUUAUCGGUGUUGUAGUCAGGCCUUGUUUUCAAAAUUGGGAUACAUGGAAGAUUUUCCUCUUGAAGUCUUGUAAAGCUCAUCAGAGCAUUGUAGUGUUUAUUCUUGCUGACGGCUUUCUAUGUUUAGAUAUUCAAUCACAACACAUCGACAAUCGUUUUGAUUAAUUUAUCGUUGUAUGAUUCUGGUUUCAAAUUGUGAUGUUGUAGAUCAUACGACGAGGACCCAGAAGAGGCAAUUAAACAGUGUCACAUUCUACUUGAGGAGCCGGAUCUGGAAUCAGCUGUACGUGUAGGAGACGUAUAUGGGAUAAUUAUAGAACACUACGCAAGACAGCAAAACUACACUAAAGUAAGUACCACUUUGAAGAGCGUCUUUGAAAAGUGAGGUGCGUUUUCGGUGAUUGUUUUCACCGGACAGUUGUGGACGAAAGACCAAGUCAGGAAUGAAGACAGGUCUGUUUUCAAACGAAACUGGAGUGAACAUUACCUCAUAUUCCACUUUAAAUCUCUUCAGCGCUACAAGUUGCGUCUGUUUUGGUCAUCUUGGCGUAUAAAGAAAUAUUUUGGUGACUGCGUUAGCAGCUUAAGUUGCAAAUUUGGCGACCUGUGUUUGACGGUCGUGAUGCAAGCUGUAAAGUAAUGUUUGCGAUCUUAGGUUAAACUGAGAUAAACAUUUGCAUAAAACAUUAUUGAAUGCUCUGUCGUUUUAGUUGGUAAACAGACUUCUUCCUCUUGGUCGUCGAGUAUCAAGCCAUGAGAUAUCUCUUGAACCUCCAUAAACAAUUUCUAGCCUUUUUUUCUGUGGAACUGAAUUUUUCUUUAUGACGACCAAAUUAUGUGUUAAAGUCGCUUAUAGGUGACUAUGAGAAAAAGCGUGUUUUAAGCCUACAACUCUUAGGGGUGACAAUAGCAUCUAAUUUCUCCUUUCAAUAUCACCCCUGAAUCAAACAUUGGGAUCAUUAGAAUAAAAGAAGAGAUCACCUACGAAAGAAGAUGUAGAUUGUUAAACAAAUCCUCUUUAUCAGAAUGUUUGGAAAUGUAUAGAGAACAGUAUGGAGAAUAUGCAUACUGAUGUUAGGGUGUAAAGGGUUUCAUUACGUCAACCAAUUUCUCGCGUUCUUUCUCCUUAGGCUUUCUCUGUGAUGGAGGAGAUGAGACGCCGUGUUCCCAACGUGAACAUGGCUUACUACGUUAAACAUGAAGACUAUAGAGGCGACCCACAAGGCAGUUGGAGCUCCUUUGAUGCGAGGAAUGGGCGCGGAACGAGACAUCCGCGGGGAAAUGGGCGAAGAUGAAGGAGAGGAGGUUGAAGAAGAAGUAGAAGAGGAUCUUAUGAAUGGACAUGAUGAUUACUAGGUACUAGGCUGGAACGAGUAGAGAAGAUAGGGUCUGGAAUGAGCUUGAAAGUAACAGUGGUUGUCGCCGUCAGAUAAUAUGUUUUGAAAGGAGGAACGACAACAUUUUCUGCGCUGUGAUGUAGCCGGGUAGGAAGACGCCGAUACGACAAUGCUGAUGGAUAAGAGGGUCUGAAGAAAGGAGUAACAGAACGGGUGAAUAACUGCUUUAUAGAAUGGCUGCUGGAAGUUAUUGUAACACGGACAACCCGAUCUCAUCCGAAUGGCUUAGGAUGCGUUAAAGUAAGCGAUAAAGAAAAGAUAUCACUGCAAGCCUUUGAAGUCCUUGUGAAGAGAGCAGUCGGAAUGUGAGUUACCCAAGUUAAAUAAUUCUUUGGUGUCAAAUAAUGGUGCGGUAGGAAAUUUCAAAGUUUUGGGAGCUAAGAACAAAGCCAACUUUACUAAAGUCAGUCUUCAGUUCACUGAUUUAAGGAGAAAGCGCCCAACAACGACGAUUUUUUAUGUAGAUAUUUAGACCGAUAGAUGUACAUAAUUGUAACUUAGUCAGACAAGGAACUAGGUCAGAACCUCUGGUUUUGCAAAUUGAGUUACCAACCUUGUUUUUUUCGAUUACUAGGACUGUUUGGACAACAUAAGUACCUUCUAAUUGUUGAUUUUCUUUCUUAAAAAAAUAAUAUAUGAUAUGGCAACUGCGUUAACUUUAACGCAAUUUAGUUAAAAUACUCAUAAAAAAAAAAUUUUUCUUUACUUAGCUGCCGAUUUAAGUCACGUGCGUUUCUUCUCACUUCAUGAUAGGAGUUAUUUAUUCAUAAACAACAAAUGUUCGUGUAAAUAUGUAAGAAUAAAGAAUAUUAGUACUUCAAACUUUUGCCUUGCGGUUUUCGGUGAAAUGAAACCCACGGUAUGUUUAGAAGUAUGAAGUUAUGUUUUCUGUUUCGAUUAAUGCACAAGUGAAUUAGCCGUCAAUUCGGAGCUAGAAUACGAGUUGUCCCUGUUUUUCGGCGGAGUCAGUCGCGCGGGUAAAACAUCUGUGAAAAAGGUGUUAACGCAAAGUUCCGCGCGGCGUACUAUCAUAAGUUUGUUAUUUUCUCUGAUUUUUUUUUUUUCGACUUGAGCAACGGACCUCCCCGAAAAGCAAGGACUGCGCGUAGUCUUAUUCAGAAAUUUCAGUUGUGCUUCAGGCUAGUGGGUGAAUAAAAAGGUCAG